AAUUGCGAAGAAAGAAACAGAGAAUUGAGUAAUAAGAAAAUGGGGAAUAUGGGAAGCAGUGGAAGGCAACAGAGAAGGAGGAGGAACCCAACACCACAAGGGAUAAACUACUCCUUUGCACCUCACCCUCCUCACUACCCCAAUACCCUUCUUCCUCCUUAUCAUCAAUACCCACAAUCGUUUUCUUCUACCACCACUUUGGUUGAUACCCAAUUCACUUGUGAGCUUAAGCAUGAGAAAACUAUCUCCAUCAGGAAUGAUGUGAACAUCAAGAAGGAGACACUUCACAUGGAGCCUGAUCAACACAACCCUGGCGAUUUUCUUGUUGCUUUCAACUUUGAUGCCACUGCUUCUGGAUGCAUUACAGUAAUGUUUUUUGCCAAGGAAACUUUAGAUGGUAAGCUGAUAGCAGUGAAGAAAAGCUUGCUGAAACAAAUUUCAAUGCCUUUUCAGCAAGGUCUUUGUCAGAAAUUUAGACAACCUUCUGGAACUGGGAUUGAAAUCUCAAUGUUAGAGGAGAUAAAACUAACAAAAGAAGGUGAAACAGUUUAUCCUCUUGUGCUGAAGGCUGAGGCUCGACCAUUAAACCAUUAUGUAAAUGAUGGAAACCCAUUUUCUCAAAUUACUUUGGCUAGUUUUGAGAAGAGAGAGAAAGGUGAGUACAAAGUCCGAGUAAUGAAACAGAUUCUCUGGGUUAGUGGGAAGAGGUAUGAACUGCAUGAGAUAUAUGGCAUUGGGAAUGCUAGUGAUGUUGAUGGACAUGAAGUUGGUGGACAUUGUGUCAUUUGUCUGUCAGAGCCACGAGAUAUAACUGUGCUCCCUUGCAGACACAUGUGCAUGUGCAGUGGGUGUGCCAGCCUUCUGAAAGUUCAUACAGCCAAAUGCCCCAUUUGUCGGCAUCCAAUUGAGAGGCUUUUGGAAAUUAAAGUAAAUGAUGGAUUUGGUGACUGA
Abrus precatorius (Indian licorice) is the source of this 951-nucleotide messenger RNA. RefSeq names its product probable E3 ubiquitin-protein ligase LUL2. The record is from RefSeq and is a predicted model, not a curated record. The transcript is spliced from 3 exons. Lineage: Eukaryota; Viridiplantae; Streptophyta; Magnoliopsida; Fabales; Fabaceae. The coding region runs from base 40 to 951 and encodes 303 amino acids. Gene Ontology annotation, molecular function: ubiquitin protein ligase activity. Gene Ontology annotation, biological process: protein ubiquitination.